This is a messenger RNA of Eremothecium sinecaudum, 1674 nucleotides long. RefSeq names its product Oca5p (gene OCA5). The record is from RefSeq and is a predicted model, not a curated record. The transcript has a single exon. Lineage: Eukaryota; Fungi; Ascomycota; Saccharomycetes; Saccharomycetales; Saccharomycetaceae. The coding region runs from base 1 to 1674 and encodes 557 amino acids.
AUGGGUAUACCGAAAAACUCGAAACAGCAACAUCAGCAUUGGUAUAGGGAGCUGAUUCCAACAAUUAUUCAGUUAGUACAACAAAAUGACCACAAUUCGUUAGCUUUAAUAGCAAGAAAUAGUGGCAUACCGCCUCAGUUAAGGCAUAUAGUAUGGCCUAUUUUGCUUAAGUAUCAUCCAUUUGUGAUAGCACCAAGUAUUCUGUCGAAUACUCUGAUACAUGAGAAAUCAGAAGAGAGGUGGGUAUAUGAGGCCGAGAGCCGCACGGAUGAGGAGGUAGAGGCAGCGAUAGUUCAUGAUUUGAACAAAUAUUUCUUGAACAAACAUAGUGAACCGCGAGUCCCACUACCGGAUAUUGCGCAUUACAUUCAGUUUCUGCGAAGAACGAUUGUUAGGUUCCUAGAGAAGUGGUCACGAAUUUUCAAGUACGAAGCGGUACUUUCGUGGAUUGCAGUCGGCUUGGCAGAAUGGGUUCCGAUCGAUACGGUUUUCGGAGAGGAAGAUGCACAGACCGAGGGCGGUAGCGAGUUAAACAGGAUUCCCAUUUCUAACCCACGUUUUGAUAAAGUUCCUGUGUUGCAAGGCAAACGUCAUCAUAUUACAAUCCAGUCUCUUUACAAAGAGUACCCUUUGCCGUCAGAGUUAAGCAGCAGGUUGCCAAGGCCCUUUUUCAAGUUCUAUGAAAUAUAUGAGCGUCUUGUACUUGUCAUUUUACAUUGUCCCGACAUGACACGUAUCAAAACGACCACUGAAUCAGACCAUGUGCUGCCUUUUAUUUCUGGCUGUGAUAUUUCGACACGCACUCAGUUAUUCUUUAAGGUUUUCCAACUAAUUCUUCCCGAAUUAUACCAGCCGUUCACCGAUGAGGAGACCUUACAGUCAUCUCGGAAGGCGGACUGGCUAUACUGGUGGUUCAAGUCAUGUGGUUCAAAAGUUAUGCACAAACAGGACAGAGCACAUCUCUGGGAUGUGCUGCUAGGCUGGAGACCACAUCCUUCGUGUUUACGGUUUUAUUUGAAUUACAAUAAUAAGUCAUUUUGCCACUUAUACAAUACAAGGGUAAAAUUAGACCAGCAAUUUCUGAAGAAAGUCUGCAAGGAUGGAAAUGACCCCUUUUGGUUCCCUGAUUUAGACCUACUACCUUUGGGUACUCCCGGUUUGGAGGCAGACUAUCAAGUGAUGAAGGAACUUAUACGUAGGAACAAAUAUGACCAUGCACAGUUAAAUGGAUCUGCCAAUACACUUUUAGAAACCCACCAAGAUACAAACAGCCGAAACUAUGAGACAAAGCAAGAUAUUCCGUUUUCACUAAUUGAUCCCCAUAUUCAAUUACUUUUUAUAUACAUUGCGAUAUUGCAACAGAACGAGUUCAAGUUGCUGGAAUUUGAAGAAGCAGAAAUUGCCGAGUUUUUAUCUAAGGUCCCAUUGCUGUCGAAGACUGAUGACUACAAUUUCAAAAGGCUCUACGAUGAUGAUGCGACAUCUAUGUCUUCAACCGAUACUGAGGAUUCGCAAAAUUCCUCUUCUAGGCCUUCCACUUCUUCUCAUAUGCUAAUUGAAGUGGGAACAGAUGACAAAGUUGCCAAUUCUUUUGACGACAUUUCUCAACUAGCAGGUGAUAUCUGGAGGAAAUGGAUGUGGCUUGAAUUUGAGGAACAUCAAGACAGCGUUUAA